UAAUGGGGGAUGCCAGCGAGUUGCAGUUUUUUGAAAAACUCGAGCCACCACCAGAAACAGAAGAACCAACACCAGUUUCCGGUGGUUACUUUUCAAACAUUAUUGGGCAAAUAUUCCGAAGCGAUGGAUCGCCGCAGCCAAACGGAGUUGUGCCUCCCACAGAAGAAAGACAGAACUUGGAGAGGACGGAGUCUGGAGAAUCCCGAACAUCCGAAGAAAGUGGCUUUCAAAGAUCUUUAACCGAUAAGUUCACAGGAUUACUCAAAUCAAAAGUUAACCCGCAGCUCAAAGACUACAACGACAGCAAUUUCAAACAAUACUGGAUGCCUGACUCAACGGGAAGAGAGUGUUACCAGUGCGAAGAACGGUUCACAACUUUCCGACGACGUCAUCAUUGUCGACUUUGCGGACAGAUUUUCUGUGCAAAAUGUUGUAGUAGUCACAUUGACGGAGCAGCUUUGGGAUACAUGGGCGAGCUCAGACUUUGUGAUUACUGUGCUCGAAAGGUUCAACGACUUGCCGAAGAGGGAAAGCAGACGCCGACGACGUCGACGACAAGAAGUCAGACGCCAGUGAACAGCAGAAAAAUUAGCUUUGAUAGGAAUACUGCACACAAGAAUUCGGAUACUGUGAGAACAGUUUCGAAUGGAGCUAUUUGGUCACUCUGCCCCCCAGAAUCGUCGAUGCCUCCGGAAAUUACAUCCCCACCUCAACUUGGAAGCCGCCGCAACUCGUUGGCUCAAAGUAGCAAUGGUCCAGGAGUUCCGACAAUUCUAUCAGUUGCGGAUCUCUGUGCAUCAAACUCGGCUAUGCUCACAAACAGUCAUUCCCAUCCAAUGAUCACCGAGGAAGAGGAAUCGGGACCAGACUGGUUUCGAACAAUGCAUCCUGGAAUGGACGGUGUUAUCAACAAUGAAACUUCCGACUCAGCUGAUGUUUUUGCGUAUGCAAAUCUCGCUGGAGCGAUAACCAACGAGUUUACAGAAAUGAUGGAUGCCAGAGCUGCGGAGCCAACCUCAGCCACUACUGAUCGUAAAAUCACCUUUCCGUCCCUGUCACUUGAUGAAUCCGUUAUGAACGCAGCGAAGGAAGAACAGCGGGACAAUUUGGAAGAGUUGUUCCGCCGAAAUACUGAACGAAUUCUAGACGAAGUGAUGAAACGAGAGUACAUCCGAGAAGACAAAUGGAGAGAUCUAAUUCUGAAGAGUGUCUAUGAAGUAGUGGAGAAUGUAACUGUGAACGUUCCAAGUGGAGACACAAUGAAUAUUGCUGACUACGUACACGUCAAGAAAGUUCACAAGAAAGAAGGGAAAGUUGAUUCGGAAAUCAUUUGGGGAGUGGCUUGCAGUAGAAGUUUAGUCUACAAAAGUUUGUCAGAAGAAGAUGAAAGCAGCCAUACGACCGAGUCAAUUAUGAUUGUUAGCGGUUCAAUUGAAUAUGAAAGAGUCUCAAACAAACUUUCAUCUAUUGAGCCGAUUAUUGUGCAAGAAGAGAAAUUUUUAGAGAAGCAGAUUGAUCGAAUUGCCACCAAACGUGCUUCAUUGAUUCUAGUGGAAGGAGGAGUCUCGCAUAUCGCUGCUCAACUGCUUCACAAGCGUGGAAUCAAAGUAGCGGUCAAUGUGAAAAUGAGUAUAUUACAACGUAUUUCAAGAGCCACUGGAGCUGAUAUUGUCUCAAACUCAGAUUCUCAGUUGGUUGAGCAAAAUUUAGGAUGUUGCCCGGAAUUUCAACAACGGAAUAUGCAACAGGAGGACGGAAGGAUCAAGACUUUGAUGAUCUUUGCUGAUUGCCAAAAGGAAACUGGAUGUACAGUGCUCUUGCAUGGAGAUGAUUUGAAAGAAUUAGUGGCCGUGAAACGUGUUGUGCAGUUCCUGGUCACUAUUGUCUACUCUAAUUACUUGGAGCAAUCCUAUCUAAAUGCUUUUAAUACUACAAUUGCGAGGAGACAAUCUGAUUGCGUUGUUUGUGAAAAACGCCGUGCUAUCGUUUACUCGCAGGGUGAAAAGACUGAAUUUGAAAAGAAUCUCUAUGCGACGAUGCUGUCAAGCUCACCAGUGAUUGAAUUUGAGCCACCACUUUUGGAGACUGCAACCGGGAGGGAAUGUCCGCUCAUUGCCUACUUCAAGCAACCACUGUAUAAACUUUUAAAGCCUGGCGAUGUUGAGCUCAUCAAGCAAGGAUACGAAGAAGAUAUUGUACCUAUCCCAAAGAAAGAACCACUUCUGGUAGACCGUCGACACGCUUUUGCUCAAUGUAAUCGUGGUGCGAUCCUUGACAAUGUGGCAAGAUCUUUCCGCCUUUUUGGAGGAAUCAAUUUUCGGCGACGAACUGCUCAAAUUGUGAAGCAUAGAAAAAUUGUGGAGACCGAGAAGCAGCCAUUCCGUGCAAAGGAUGUUUUAGAUCCAAGAGUUCAUCAGACACUUGCUGUCCUUUUUGGCUCGUUUUCUCGAAAGUCACCCAACGCUCCGUACUUUUGUGUACGUCCGUGGGUGGUAAGUAUGCAGUACUACAAGGACCAUGAUAUGACAAUCGGAGAGUUUCUUGUGAAGUUCUGUUUUAAUCGUAGUUAUGAAUGUCCGUCAUCAAACUGUGAGGUACCUAUGCUGGAUCAUUCAAGAAAGUUGGUUUAUGGAAAAGUUUGCGUAGAAAUUUCAACUCAAACUGUGAACGAAGCAGAAAACGCCAUAGAAUCAGAACAGCAGAAGAGCAUCAUGACAUGGCGAAAUUGUGGAAAAUGCAACUGUUCAUCACAAAUGGUGAAAUUUGACAAAGCAAUCUGGCAUCUGUCGUUUGCAAAAUUCUUAGAGUACAUUGGAAAUUCGUGCUUCACCACCGACACAAUCUACCCAAUAACUAAUCAGAAUCAAUGCUCGCAUUGCUUUUUCCAUGAAAAGUUGUACUUUUUUGCAAUGGAUAAUUUGGUGACAACAUUCAAAGUAAUAGCGAUACGCCCCUACAGUGUUGUCUUCUCGCCCAUCAUUUGCAGCGUCAAGGUUUUGAAAGUGAGCAGAAAAGAGCUCUCGGACGAUGUCAGCAGGAUAGCCACUCUUGCGCUGACUGCUUGUGAGGACACCAACAAACAGCUGGCAGAACUUGAUGAGGAAGUUCAGAUCACUCCGAUAGUUGUCAAACUGGCUGGUGCAAUCCGGAACACAAUGGCAUUGGCAAGCGAGAGCAGGAUGUUUGCUAAAAACAUUCUCUCUGGUGAUGAGGAUCUUAUCCGGUCAAAUGAUCGGUUGUACAGAGAAGUAACUGGCACAUUUAUGAAAGUGAGAGAAGUAACAUACAAUCUGAUUGCUCUUUGGAAUGAGAAUUGUGCAGCAAUUAAGUAUCCCAAGAGAACUCCAGAAGAUAUUCAAGAGAUUGCCACACUUCAAAAACUGGAAAAUCCGUUUCCCUCUCAUCUUCACCUUGCCAUCAAGCUACAACCCAGACUUGGAGUAGUGGUACGAGAUAUUCAAGACACUCGAGGAAACUUCAAGCCAGAUAUUGGGAGUAUCAUUGCAUACGCAUUGUCUGCAGUUGACUACAAUAAGAUCCCUGAGGCAGCUGACACUGUUUCAAUGGACUCGGCUAGCUCUUCUCUGAAAUUUUCACAGAUGGAUGAUGGGGAAAACCUCGCUUCUAGUCAACACUUGGAGGUGGAAUUUGAGGAUGAAUCUGCGUCAUACUAUGUGAAAAUGCUGUACGCCGAGAAAUUCCGAAAACUUCGUGAACUUCUCAUUGCAGAAGGAGAAGAGACUUUUAUCCGUUCCCUCUCCAACAGCACUUUCUGGACACCACAAGGUGGAAAAUCCGGCUCAUUUUUCUACCGCACUCAAGAUGAUCGAUUUGUGGUGAAGCAAAUGUCACGGUUUGAGAUUCAGUCAUUUGUAAAGUUUGCCCCCAACUAUUUUGAUUAUCUGACAACGUCGGCGACCGAAAGCAAAUUGACGACCCUGUGCAAAGUAUAUGGAGUGUUUAGAAUAGGAUACAAGAGCAAGACGACUACAUUGAAAGUUGACAUUCUUGUAAUGGAGUACCUGUUUUACAAUCACAAUGUUAGCCAAGUCUGGGACCUGAAGGGCUCUCUUCGGAAUAGACUCGCAUCGACUGGAAAAAGCGCCAACGAGAUGGUUCUUUUGGACGAAAACUUUGUGAAAGACCUCUGGAAUCAGCAGCUCUAUGUGCUGCCGCACUCAAAAGCGGCCAUGAAUCAAGCGAUCAGCAAUGACAGCCACUUCCUGAGCUCUCAAUACAUCAUGGACUACUCGCUUCUGGUUGGUGUCGACGAUGACAACGGAGAAUUGAUUCUGGGCAUUGUUGACUACAUGAGAACGUAUACGUUGGAUAAGAAACUCGAAUCAUGGGUGAAAAUCGUUGCCAUUCCCGGAGCACACUUGCCAACAAUUCUGAGUCCGGAAAUGUAUUGUGCCAGAUUCUCGGAAGCCAUCGACUCGUACUUUCCGGUUGUACCUGAUCAGUGGACUGGACUCGGAUCAAUUAGGUCUUAUUAAUGUAUAAUACCCGGUUUUCUUGUGUAAAAACCUGUUUUUUUAGAUUAAUUAUUUUUCUAAUUUUUAUGUUCAAUUAUUUAUGUAUGAUGGCUAUCACUUUCUCAGCUUUUUGCCCGGCAGCCUCUCCCCGUCUACCAAUUCACUUGUUGUGAUUCUCAACAACCGGGUUGAAUUUUAUUGUGUACAGUUUGUGUUUAUUCCCGUGGCAGCCUUAUUAGUUUGAAAUCAUUGAUGCUUUGAUACUGGUCUAACUUAAUUUCUGUGAUUCACUUCUUUCUCGUAUUCAUAUUUGUUGAAUGAAAUUAUUUUAUUAUCGAGAUUUAAAUGUUUCACUUCAAAAUAGAAAUAGAAAA
Molecule: messenger RNA, 4849 nt
Organism: Caenorhabditis elegans
Lineage: Eukaryota; Metazoa; Nematoda; Chromadorea; Rhabditida; Rhabditidae
Gene: ppk-3
Product: 1-phosphatidylinositol-3-phosphate 5-kinase
Exons: 14
Coding region: 3-4496 (1497 amino acids)
Biological process (GO): vesicle-mediated transport; glycerophospholipid metabolic process; phosphatidylinositol metabolic process
Cellular component (GO): cytoplasmic vesicle; endosome membrane; endomembrane system
Molecular function (GO): phosphatidylinositol kinase activity; nucleotide binding; transferase activity
Source: RefSeq, marked reviewed